CCGAUUCUCCAGACGAUUCAGAAAACUUGCUCGUGUCGAUACAAUAGCGCGUCGCGGUUGCCGCGAGAAGCGGCCCUUUGUUCGUCACAAGUGUGCCAAGUAUUUUAAACAUCUUGUUAUUGUUGCGAGCGACACGUGGACGGAUGGUCGCCUCGUGCGCGGACCACAAAAGCGUACGAAACCCAGCCCGAAUCGAAGAUCGAACUCGCGAUCAGUCCGCGACAAGGGAUCAUCGGCGAAGGUGGUGUCUUCUAUUCGAUAUCAUAGAAAAGAAGUGUUCCUUCAUCGCGUUUUCACAGACGGAUACUUUCAGUCGGGCAUGGAGCAGUUCGAGCAGCUGCUGACCUGCGCGAUAUGCCUGGAUCGGUACAGAAAUCCGAAGCUCUUGCCAUGUCAACACAGCUUUUGCAUGGAACCGUGCAUGGACGGCCUCGUCGAUUACGUUCGUCGACAGGUCAAGUGUCCAGAAUGCCGUGCCGAACAUCGUAUACCGUAUCAAGGCGUGCAAGCCUUUCCGACCAACGUAACACUGCAACGAUUUCUGGAAUUGCAUAUCGAGAUCACCGGGGAACUACCGGACCCGACCAGCGGUCAGACCAUGGAACGCUGCGGUGUUUGCUCGGAGAAGAGCUAUUGCUCGCUGUGUGUCCACUGCGAGAAGAAAUGCUGCCCCGAAUGCAAGGACGCGCACAUGGAUAUCCUGAGACGCGAAAUUGCGCGCAUCAAUUCCCAGGUGCGUAGGGGUUUACACAGGCUGCAGGACGCCCUGGCCCUCGUGGAGAAAAACACCCUGGGCCUGCAAACGAACUGCGCUUCGGUUGCCGAAGAGGUGGACGAGAUUUAUCGGAGGCUGAGCAAGGCUUUGAAAGACCGCACGGAACAUCUGCGUAACGAGGUCGAUCGAUACCUCGGCACCGAGCUCAGAGGCCUGAUUCAGCUCAAAGAGAAUCUCGAAUUGGAAAUCGCAAAUAUCCAGAGCAACUGCGAUCUCGCGGAGGCGCACAUAAACGAGAAUGUACCUUGGGAUGAUGCCGAGCUGCUGGACACAAAAGAGCUCUUCCUGCGUACGGUGGAGUUUAUCAGGAAUUUCGAAUACGAGGCGGGAGAUUACAGCCGGCGAGUUCGUUUCGUGAUGGCACACGAUCCGAAUCAACUUGUCCUUCACGUGGCGGGUUAUGGCGAAUUGAACAUUAAACCGGAAAGCGGAAGCGGCGGAUUGCUGGGAAGCUCGAGCAGUUUAGCCCCACCCGGAGGUUCGCCCGGCCUCAUGAGGAGCAAAAGUGAUCAUCGUCUCGCUUCGCAGUACAGGCAACAAGAGGAGGAACGGCUGGCCAGGAAUCGAUACGUUCCCGAAUACGAGUACGAAGCGCCGGAGUACGAGGUACCCAGGAACAAGUCGAGAUACAGGAGCCGAUUCAUGCGACAUCGGGACGGCGACGACUCCGACGGCGACUCGAGAUCGACGGUGAGAUUCACGUCGGCGGCGCCGCAGGAGCCGUCGUCCGGGCUGCGCGAACGUGUUCUGGACACGGAGGACGCUGCGCGUGGUCCCCUGUCCGGUAUAUUUCGGCUGACAGACUCGCCGCGGGUCAUGAAGAAGCUGCAGGAGUGCGAGCGAGCAGGCAAGAGGAAGAAGGAGGAGCCGAUCAGUCAGUCUCAGCAGCCCCAACCACCCAAGCCCCAGGUACAAGUGAGAAAGGUACCGACCGCGAUGGCGAGACAGACCAGCGAGGACGACGAGAUCUCCAGGAUCAAGAAGCAGAACAAGACGGCGGCGGCCGUCCACGCCGAGACGGUGGAGGAGAGGCAGCCGACGUCGACGCCGGUUCCGGUUCACCCGCCGCCGCCGAGGGAACUUCCGGAACCCGAGGAACAGCCGGUCAGGAGAUCCGCUAUCGCCAGGAGAACUUCGGUGGAAACUCACGCUCCGCCCGCGGCCAGAAGCGCCUCAUCGGACUCGAGCACCGGCUCCGAGAGUUCGGCCGGCUCGGGGAUACGCAACACGGGCGCGCCGUUCACGGCCGAGGAGAUGAAGCAGAAGUACCUGUCGAGGACGCCGCCGACCAACGCGUCGACCGUCGUGCCGCCGGCGCCGGCUGUCACUUCUCCGACAACCAGGGAGCCGUCAAACGCCACCGCUCCGGUACCGAGAGCGCCCUUUCAGAGCCGUUUUUUAGGCGCAGGUAAUCGCGCGGCUCCGCCACCGCCGAUUCAGACGCCGCGAGAGGAGCCGCCUGCGCCGAAGAAAAAGGAGGAAGAGGAAGAUGAGGACGAGGAAACGAGCAGCUCUUCCGAAGAGACGGAGUCGGAGACCGAUGAGGAGUCGGAAACGGACGCUCAUCCGUCCAACGCCGCUCCGUCAGUCACCUCAGCCGCCUCUCAGGAUCGUCAGAGAAGCGAAUCCGCAAUGGCACGCACCGACAUCGGGCCUCUGCUCGCACGGAGUGCCGAAGCCAGAAGAGGUAGCAAAGAGGAUUCACCUUCCGUCAGGUAUUCGUCGCCGAGGGGGAGCCUCGCGCAAUCCGCGACGACGACGACGACGACGAUGACGGCACCGAGCGGGUCCGCUCUGACGACGACGUCGACGACGCCGAGCGGCUACACCAGCAGGGCGUUUAGCGCGGACGGUACACGUUUUGGUGACGUUACGGUGAGGUACCACCCGGUGGCCGGUCGCGUCGAGGACGAUAGUAAAUUAAUCGCGGUCGACGUGAUCCGCUCUUUUAACGCCGACGCCGACGGGGACGCAUUUAAACCGCCGACGGACAUUAUUAUUACGGACACCACCACCGACAAAUCGACCACCUCAUCCACCUCCUCCCAUCUCGCGAUUUGCGAAUUACCCGGGGGUAAUUCCCGUCUCGAGGGUGGCCGCGAAGACGCGACCAGGUUAGUGGAAGGUCGUUCCGGGAACGAUGAGAUCUCUGAGUUGCCAGCCGCCGAUCGCGAACGGGAGGGAUCUGUUCUUCGCGCGGCGAUACCCGAUGAUCAUGCUGAUGAUGAUGAUGACUUCGGAAAGCAAACUUCCUUCGUUCGGAUCGUCGUGGAAGACGUCGACGCUGGAGAAGUCGGCACGUCGAGUCUUCCGAUCGACGAGCGCAGAGGUCGAUCAAGGUCGAAGGAGUCCCAGACCGUCUCCGAGUGCUCGAGUUCCAUCAGCGGGCGAACCUUGUCCGAUGACAGCGGAGACUCGGAGAGCGAUUCCGGGAGCGACGAGGAAGAGGUUGAGGACGACGAGUCUCGGGACGAGAACUGCAACGUGAAGAAGGAGAAGAAGGAAGAGGAAUUAAAGAACGAGAGGAAGACAGGUGCCUCGACUUCCGGGAGCGACGAGGAGAUCACGGUGCUGAGUGUUAGCUCGAGUCAAACCGAAGCGACACCCGAGGACCAUCUCGAGAAAGAGCUGAAGCGCCGAAGCGCCUCGAUCAUCGACGAGAGGAGCAUCGAGGAGAUGUUUGACGACAAUGGCUGGGUGAUCACGGAGGAUCUGCAGCAGGAUCUGCAGACGGUGUCCGCGAUCCCGCCGGGCUUCGGCUACGUGGACGACAGUGGGACCAUUCCCGAGGAUCCGCCGUCCAGGAGCCACGUGUACAGACAGAGCAGUCUGGGUAAGAACGGAUGGCUGGUCUCCGAUGAGUCCGAGAGCGAGUCCGAGCGGGCGACGACCUCUCUUGGGAGCCAGGUUCUUCCCUUUCACGAGCUAGAUGGCGGGAUGAGCGCGCGAAGCGACGCUAGCGCCGCGGGCGGCAUCGACGAGAACGGGUGGGUGAUACUUGACGACGACGACGACGACGACGACAACGACGGCCGCAGCGCGCGAAGGAGCACGAUUCGUUCCCAAACGACCGACCUCGUAACGAAAACUAACGUUGAGAACGGCGGUGCAAACUUACUCGCGAACGCCACCCGGUCUAAGGGCGAGCGAGAGGAAAGAGCGCCGCCCUUGCUUGGUGCCAAUGAUGUCUCACGAAUCUGUGAUAAAAUGUACGGCGCAUCGGUGGCCGUCGAUGAUUGCGAUCAUCCAUGGAGCUGGAAUCGAAUUAGAUCAGUGGCCGUUUCAUUCCUCAACAAGAGCAGGAGCCAGGCGGCGAUGAUGGCGUCUCGCGAACGGGACCGAGAACGGGAUCGAGAGCGAGAACGCGAGCGCGAGCGCGAGCGAGAACGCGAGCGAGAACGCGAGCGAGACGCAGAACCGGAAGUCGACUCACCCCUAUCGGCGAGGUCUCGCUACGCGGCCCUGAAGGAGCGCCGGCAGCGUCUCGCCCGUUCCAGGAGCUCGCACAACUUCGGCGGCGACGACCUCGACCUGGACGAGGAGCCGCCGUCGCCGACCACCCAGUCACCGAACGCCUACCUCGCGGCCAAAUACGGCGCCGGCUCGGAACUGGCUCGUAGCCGCAGCACUCACGCCCUGAAGUCGAGGGAACCGAGCCCGGAACGCGACCGUCCGGGCACGGAGAAGGACGGCGCGGCUCUGAGCUCCUGGGCCAGGUACCUGAAGAACAAGUACGGCAACCGCACCACCAAGGACAAGGAACCGCCAUCCUCGUCCUCCACGAUACCCUCGUCCAGCUCCAGCGCGGCCUCGAGAAGGCUGUCGUUGGGCUUACCUCUCAGACACGCCGGGCAAACGUCCUUCGAAUCUUCUGACGACGAUCAAAAAAACCCGUCAGGCUCCCCCACGUCCCCUACAGCAGCUCCCGUUACACCCGCGGCAGCAGGUUCCUCCACUAGCAAUGGUCGGAGGAGUCAUUACUUGCUGAAGCGGCGGCAGCUGUUUAAGUUUGGGAUGCGGGGGAGCGAAGCCGGAUGCUUUACCUGGCCGAGAGGCCUCGCGGUCGGACCUGACAACUCCAUCGUCGUGGCCGACAGCUCCAAUCAUCGUGUUCAAGUAUUCGACGGUAAUGGAAACUUCAUGAAGGAGUUCGGAACGUACGGCAGCGGCGAGGGCGAAUUCGAUUGCCUCGCCGGGGUGGCCGUAAACAGGAUCGGGCAGUACAUCAUCGCGGACCGCUACAACCACAGGAUCCAGGUGCUCGAUCCGUCCGGCCGUUUCCUGCGAGCCUUCGGCUCCCAGGGCACCGCCGACGGCCGGUUCAAUUAUCCCUGGGGCAUCACCACCGACGCCCUCGGAUUCAUCUACGUAUGCGACAAGGAGAAUCAUCGCGUACAGGUAUUUCAAUCGGACGGCACGUUCGUGGGCAAAUUCGGGUCCUGCGGCGGCGGCCGCGGCCAAUUGGAGCACCCGCAUUACAUCGCGGUGAGCAACACAAAUCGGGUGAUUGUCAGCGACGGUAAUAACCAUCGCGUCCAGAUAUUCGACGUGAACGGCCGCGUGCUGACGUCCUUCGGCUCCGAGGGCUCGGACGACGGGCAGUUCAAGUUCCCGCGAGGCGUCGCCGUGGACGAUCAGGGCUACAUCGUCGUCGCCGACUCAGGUAACAAUCGCAUACAGAUCUUCAGUCCGGACGGCGCCUUCCUCAAGUCGUACGGCUGCUGGGGCAGCGGCGACGGCGAGUUCAAGGGCCUCGAGGGCGUCGCCGUCACCUCCGCCGGCAACAUCGUCGUCUGCGACCGCGAGAAUCACCGGGUCCAAGUAUUCUGAUCGACGCCGACGUUGAUCUCUGGAGGACGAAAAUCCACGAACUCUCUUUCGCCCUUUUUGCCGAACGGAUGCGCGCUCCGUAAUAUUCAUUCGCGGUUAUUAAUUUUAUUGUUAAUGACGAGCGAGUAAAAAAAUCAUAUAUUAUAUGCGAACUAUACGUCGUGCAUUAUUUGGACGUUUGAAGUCGACGUCUACGAGAGUCCGUCUGAUGAAUAUCUCUGGAGUCAGGAUUCGAUAACUUUGAAUAUUCGCGCCAUUGUGCCUUUUUUAUCUGAAAUGUGUAACUAACAUUUAAUAAAGUAAUAAUAAUAAUAAUAAUAAUAAAAUUAGGAAUUGUGUGAUAAGACUUGAAAAAUUUCAACAUCUUGGAAAAUGAAUUAUUAUAAUAUAAAUCUUCUAUUAUUUAUAUGACAUAUUGUCUCGGGAAAAUAUGCAAAGAUGAAUAUCGUAAAUUAGAAAUAUUCUGCAAAAAUAUUUUAACAAAGUCUUCGAUAAAUCGAGAGUGAGAUAUGAUUAUAAUAGAUUGUUUGAUUAGAGAAUAUAUUAAUUUAAUGUUUUAUCUUGUUUAUUUUAGGAAAAUCACACUUUAUCAAAAUCAUUAUGAAACUUUUCGGUAUAAUUUUCUCUCUAUUGUCUGUGAAAUAACUCUCAUCAUCUGAAAACAAAUGUAUCGCCCGCUCCCUUAAUACUUUUAAUAAAAUCAUACUUUUAGCAAAAUAUUUGAAGAAAUACUUUUUCGGCACGAACAAAAUCUACUGUCACAAAAUGGCACUAAUUGCUUAUUUUUUAUGACGAAUGAUUUUCGGCUGAUUGAUUCGCGAGAUAUUUAAUUUAAUAUCUUUCUAUUAGCGUUAAAAAAUGCAUAACAAAACUCGUUACUUGUCUUCGUCAAUUUUGAUGCAAAGUUAACUUUUGGCUAUGAAAAAAGAAUAAGAUUCCAAACAAAAUUUUAGUACUUUUCCUUUUUCUUCUUCUUUUUUAAAUUCUAUACUUUUGAUAGACUCGAUGACACAAAAAAACAGACCUACAUCAAUCAACCAAAUGGAAAACAUUUUAAAUAUUUGUUUCUGUAUUUUAAAUCAAUUUCUUUCUCUCGUCAAAAUUUUCCAGAGAUGCCAUUUGAACGUUUCCGUUUCUAUUUCCGGAAACACAUAGAUCUGUCACCGAUUUUUUUUUUUUUUUUUGAUUUGUUGUGCGAUCAUUCUUCGCAUCGCUUCGAUGAAUGUUGCAUUCGGUUGAAGCGACACCGGAAGGAAAUUUCGGAAAUGGCCGAAGAACGGAAAUUUGUAAAAGCAAUCACAUAAACGAGCAGAACAACGCGCAAAUAAAAUCGGCAAAUUUUGAAUUCUCGAGAAAAAUCUUAAACGCCAGUCGAUUUCCUCCGCUCGGCAGUUUUGAAAAUACAAUUUUUUUUUAAUCUUCACAUCUCUCCCUCUAACUCUCCUUCUUAUAUACGUAUAUGAACACGGUAACAAUGAGCGACCAAAUUUAAUUUGUACUCAGAGCAAGUAAAGUUUGUACCGUUUGUAUGCUUUGAAAUAAACUGUUGCGGAAGGAA
This is a messenger RNA of Nylanderia fulva, 7163 nucleotides long. It is a transcript of the gene tn, whose product is annotated as tripartite motif containing protein thin. Gene Ontology annotation, biological process: protein polyubiquitination; proteasome-mediated ubiquitin-dependent protein catabolic process. Lineage: Eukaryota; Metazoa; Arthropoda; Insecta; Hymenoptera; Formicidae. The record is from RefSeq and is a predicted model, not a curated record. Gene Ontology annotation, molecular function: ubiquitin protein ligase activity; metal ion binding; protein binding.